AUGAUAUCUCUCAGGAAAACUUCAGAAAUGUCCAGUCAGUGCCCAAAUGCCAACAAACUGAUAGAAUGUAACUCUUACGUGGAUGAUUUACUGACAAGUGUUGUUGAUCACGGUGAAGCCCACCGUCUAAUGGAGGAAGUUGAGCUUGUGCUUAACAUGGGAGGAUUUGAAAUCAAGGGAUGGACAGUGUCAGAGAUAGUGAGAGGCCAGAUUCAAAAGGAGUCUUUUAGAUUUGACGCUUAUGUGGGAAACAGAAUAACAGACAUACAAGAGAAAAGCCAACCUAGCGAGUGGCACUGGGUCAGCACUGAUAACAAUGUUGCAGAUUUGUUCAGCAUUGUGGUGUUGAAAUACCAGAUGUACUACGUCAGGGAGGGAAAGAGUUCAUGUGCUGUAGCUGAAGUGAAUGUAGUUCCAAAUAUUGACAAGUUCAGUGAUUAUGAUAAACUUAUCAGUGCGGUGGUUGAUGUUUUUAUGGUAUCUGAAGGCUGUGGGGCUGUGUCAGAGGCUGUGUCAGGGACUGUGGAGGGAUAUUAUCUAACCUCACAGUCCUUAUAUAUCCAUCACAGACCUCUCAGAAUCCAACUCUCAGCCCACAGCCCACAGCCCACACUCAUCCCAGCAUCCCUACCUUCCUUCAUAUCCAGUUUCCGGCCGCCGGAUCGCCCGCCUGGGGAGACACACCACACGACACCGCCACUGCCACUCCCGCUCACCGGCUCAUGGACGCACCGCUCACUCCUGCAGAAGGAACGCGCGAACUUGACUCCUGAGGGCGACGCUAAAGGGAAUUACUUACUAGCCCUCCAGUUUGUGACCAUGGCGCUGCUCUCCUCCUCCGGGAAGUGUGGGGAGAGUGGGGGAGGGUCGCCGCCCCCCGUGCGAGUCCUUGGAAGUGGCGGGGGCGGCGGAAACACGGAUCCCCUGCUGUCUCCUGCCCUGUACUGCCCUGUCCUGCCCCCCUGGCACCUCGCCCUCCUCACCCACCACGCCCUGCACGCCCGAGGACUGUCAGCUGGGGCCCCGGGUGCUUACCUCCCUCUCCCCCCUGUUCUGGCCUCCAUGCCCCACCCCCAGGGCCUCCACCACCACAGGGCCGCCCAGGGACUCACCGGCGCUGGUCUUCUUCAGAGCCCUAUGGACACCCUACACGCAGGCCUUGGCAGACGUGACCUCUCUUCCCCAACCAAGCACACACUGACGCCUCCGCCACUGCCCGCCCGCCGCCUCGCACAGCCACGCCGCAGCUUUACCAUCGCGGAUUUGCUUGGAGGCGGCGACGAUCUACAGGAGGACACGAGAGGCGCCUCCUCCUCGACCUCACCCCCAGCAGGAGGCCACGACGCGUCCCUCAUGCAGACGGAGAGUGUGGGAGGGUUGUAUGAUGACUCGCACGACCCGCCUUCGUCAGUGCAUCAGCAGGGGGAGUUUCCUGCUGCGUCAGAUCCAGGGAGUCGCUUCGAGUGGCUUCAGUGCACGCGUUAUCACCCCCCGAAGCUGCCACGAGUGAAGCGCCGCGAAGGAGGGCAGAAGAGGAAGCUUGGACGCAAUCCCCGCGUUCCCCUUCUCCUCAACACAGCUGGCCGCUCUUGAGACCCCGCUUCAGACAGUCCCAAUACCUCUCCUCCUGCGACGUGGCUGACCUCUCCGCUCUCCUUAACCUGACGGAGACCAGGGUAAAGAUUUGGUUCCAGAAUCGGAGGGCACGUGAAAGGCGAGAUCGUGAGGCCAGGGCGAAGGGCCUCUUACCCCCCGCUUCCACCUCCUCCUCCUCCUCCUCGCCCUCGCCCUCGUCGUCAACCUCGUCCUCGUCGCCGUGCACAGGCGGGCCGGUGCCACCUUCCGCACUGGCACUCUACCAGUUCACUGCCGCUCUAGGCCCCGGCUCCGUCUCCGCCUUCACGCCUGUCAUGCCCCGCCCAUUGGGAGAAGCUCCGCCCCUGCCCCUCCCAGUCCCCGCCCCUGAGCCGCCUGGCCUGGAAGAGGGACUCGGUGACCCCCCACUCACGCCCCGCCGCCUCCAGGACCUCGAGUCGCCCCCAUCGGACGCUGGCGGGGCGGCCUUCCUCGGCGAUGGGGCAGCGGGGUCGCCCCAGCCUCGCCUCCUCUCAGACCUCCUGCCUUCCGCUCGCAGUGAAGGCGUCUCCCCUUCCGGCCUGACGCGCCCCUGCCAGGCUGCAUCACACUUCCUCCCCUCGCAACAGCUGUCUCACACCGUGGCCUCCCCUAUCUCCCCCUGAGGCUCCCCUCUCUCCAGAUACAGGCCCUACAGUCCCCUGGGUGCAUGAUCCUCGUGUUCCUCCGCCGCACAGUCCCGUCGAUGCUUCCUCGCCCCGCCGGUGCCUGGGAUGGACGCCACAAUCCUGUCAGGUGUGCCAGUGGGGCCGCGGUCCCUGUUGAACGACACGUCUCACAAUAAACCAUUGGAAACA
Scylla paramamosain (green mud crab) is the source of this 2432-nucleotide messenger RNA. RefSeq lists its product as uncharacterized. The record is from RefSeq and is a predicted model, not a curated record. The transcript has 10 exons. Lineage: Eukaryota; Metazoa; Arthropoda; Malacostraca; Decapoda; Portunidae. Bases 1 to 1593 code for a protein of 530 amino acids.